CACACGUUUUGUUUUUUUGCGCGGAAUUUUGAAUACAAUUAAUAUUAAAUAAUUAAUUAAUACUCACAAUGAGUGCGAUAUCGAAAUAAACUGAAGAAGAAAACGAUAGGCAACAGUGUAAAAAAAUACGAAGCAAAUAGCAGUGCUUGUGUACUGUGUUGAUAGUGUGUGUGUGCGUUUGUUUGUGUGUGUCGAGUGAGUGCGUUAUAAAUAAAACGCCAAGAAGCUGCGUGCAAAAAGUAGACGCCAAGAAAAAUAAAGAAUGUGCCCAAACACCAGUGCAAGAAAUGAAACUGUUUUUAUGUUGAUUUUCGUUGUGUUUUUAAUACAUUUCUAAUUAUAUUUUAAUAAAGUAACGAAAGGCGAAAGUGCAUUUUUACAUGUAACGCUACUAAAGCUAAAUUUACAAAUAAACGUUUUUGUAACUUCGACCUGUAAACUUUAUUUGGAUUUAAGCAGAGGACACGUUCAACUUGCAACCCGCUGUGUAAUGGAUGCAACAUCAAUAAUAACACAAGUUUCCCGCGAUGAUGAACAAUUGAAUGUCUAUCCAAGCGACAAAGGAGAAGAUGUGGAUCGUUUAAAGCCACAAAAACGGGGAAUACUACAAUCGUUACUUUGCUGCUGGCGUCGAAAUCGAACGAAAACAAAUCAGAAUGGCACACAGAUCGAUGGUUCAACAACACCGCCACCCUUACCGGACCAACAAAGGUACCUACUACCUCAGGUUAGGCACUCCGAUAUGCAUAGAAAGUGCAUGGUCAUCGAUUUGGACGAAACUCUAGUGCACAGUAGUUUUAAGCCUAUACCUAAUGCCGAUUUCAUAGUGCCUGUAGAAAUCGAUGGCACCAUUCAUCAGGUUUAUGUGCUAAAGCGACCGCAUGUCGACGAGUUUCUACAAAAGAUGGGUGAACUUUACGAGUGCGUUCUGUUUACAGCAUCACUAGCCAAAUACGCAGAUCCCGUUGCGGAUCUGCUAGACAAAUGGAAUGUGUUUCGUGCAAGACUCUUUAGGGAAUCGUGCGUUUAUUACAGGGGUAAUUACAUAAAAGAUCUAAAUCGUUUGGGAAGGGAUUUACAAAAGAUUGUCAUCGUUGAUAAUUCACCGGCCAGUUAUAUAUUUCAUCCCGAUAAUGCAGUUCCUGUCAAGUCCUGGUUCGACGAUGUCACCGACUGUGAACUGCGCGAGCUGAUACCGCUCUUUGAGAAGCUAAGCAAAGUUGAUUCCGUCUAUUCGGUGCUCUGCAAUUCGAACCAGCCGCUGAACAAUCAAACGCACGAGCUGCAGCAGUCGCCGCAGCAGCACCAGCAACAGCAGCAACAGCAACAGACCAUCUCUGCCACAACAGUUAUUACACAGGCGAGCACGCUGUCUGCACCGACCAUGCUGAAUGCUGCACAACAGCAGCCGCAGCAGCAGCAGCAGCAACUGCAGCUGUCCAGUCCGCCCAGCCCACAGAGCGAGCUGCUGCAGAAGACGUAACAUCAGUGGGAAUUAAUGUUUAUAAAUAUAUGAUAAAAUUUAUACAUAUUAUGAGACCAAGCAAAAGCAAACAAGCAAAGCCUGCAAAACAAUACAUAACUAUGCGCCGACACACACACACAAACCCUACACACACACACACACACACACACGCCAACUACAAUAACAAUAAAAACAUUGCUACACUUAUAUAAAAAAUGCAAACAAUCCUCUUUAUGGCAUUGCUUUGUAACCCUUCCUAGUAUAA
Messenger RNA from Drosophila virilis, 1730 nucleotides. RefSeq names its product CTD small phosphatase herzog (gene hzg). NCBI's taxonomy places the organism in Eukaryota, Metazoa, Arthropoda, Insecta, Diptera, Drosophilidae. The record is from RefSeq and is a predicted model, not a curated record. Gene Ontology annotation, molecular function: RNA polymerase II CTD heptapeptide repeat phosphatase activity.